AUGGCCUCUUCACAUAUAGACAGAGAAGACCUGCAACAUUCUUCUCAAAAUCUCCAACCCAGGAAAGGGCAGAGUGUCUCUUAUGCUGCCUUACAAUUCCCUGCUGGCAGCAUCAAUCCGCCCCACACUCACCCUCGAUCUGCUGAGCUGUUGCUUGUGGCUCAAGGUACCCUACAAGUAGGGUUUGUGGACACUAAUAAUAAGCUCUUCACUUCCACACUUCAGACGGGAGACAUGUUCAUAUUCCCAAAGGGACUUGUUCACUUCCAACACAAUGCUUAUGAUAAUCAGACAGCUUUGGCUCUUUCUGUUUUUGGUAGCGCCAAUGCAGGCACAGUGUCCAUCCCCAGUACUUUGUUUAACUCCACCAUUGAUGACAGUGUCUUGGCUUUGGCCUUUAAGACUGAUGUUGCCACCAUCCAGACUUUGAAGAAAGGCUUUGCUCCCCAGUGA
Neltuma alba is the source of this 453-nucleotide messenger RNA. Its product is annotated as germin-like protein 9-3. The record is from RefSeq and is a predicted model, not a curated record. The transcript has a single exon. Lineage: Eukaryota; Viridiplantae; Streptophyta; Magnoliopsida; Fabales; Fabaceae. Gene Ontology annotation, molecular function: manganese ion binding. The coding region runs from base 1 to 453 and encodes 150 amino acids.